This is a messenger RNA of Cryphonectria parasitica EP155, 1444 nucleotides long. RefSeq lists its product as uncharacterized. Bases 346 to 1158 code for a protein of 270 amino acids. Gene Ontology annotation, cellular component: cytoplasm; membrane. The transcript is spliced from 4 exons. The record is from RefSeq and is a predicted model, not a curated record. Lineage: Eukaryota; Fungi; Ascomycota; Sordariomycetes; Diaporthales; Cryphonectriaceae.
UCGCCGUUAGACCUCCAGUUUCGGGAAACACGAGGUAGAACUCCGUUGUUGCUCAUGCUGUCGACACCCCCGUUCAGUCGAACUGGUCUCUAAUCUCCAAGCAGAUUGACAUCUGAGGGAUCCGCCGUCGGGUGGACCGUAUCCUGUUUAGCGGCAAUAAGCACAACCAAAGCCCCCGGAAUAGCACUGGCCCGGACGUCAUAUCUCACUGCUGUGCAGCCUGGACAGAGGGUCGAUAAGGGACGAGAACAGAAUCAUCACCGAGACAACCCAUCCAGCCUAAAGCAUCAUCAUCAUCUAUAAACUUUUUUCCUUCUUUUCCUCUUCUUUCUCCUUGUCGCAAUCAUGACCUGGGAACUUACACGCCGUCGCUUUACUCGAGCGAUCAACAGCAAAUACAUCUAUGAUCGCAUCCCACUUCUGCACGCCAUCAUUUUCCUAAUUGAAAUGACUAUCGUCGCACGGCUCGUGUCUAGGUACAAUGCCUACUACAGCGAACGUCCAGUCCUCACCAUGAUGGUGACCAACGCCGUCCUGGGUGGCAUAGCUGACACCGUCGCCCAGUCCAUCACUGCCAUCCGCGAGCGCUCCCUCAGAAAGCGAUCCCCCAGCGCCCGCGACGACAACAUGGCCUUCGAGCUGGACGCCAAGGAUCCCUUCACUGAGCGCGAGCUCAUUCCCGAGUCCAAGCAGCUGCCUCCGCCCUUCGAUUUCGAGCGGCUGACAAGGUUCAUGGCCUAUGGUUUCGGCAUGGCGCCCAUACAGUUCAAGUGGUUCAAAUUUCUGGAGAAAACAUUCCCCAUCACAAAAUCUGCCGCUUUCGCCCAGGCCAUGAAGAGGGUUGCCUUUGACCAGCUCAUCUUUGCUCCUCUGGGCCUGGUCUGGUUCUAUACCGCCAUGACUGUUGCCGAGGGCGGUGGUCGACGGGCUGUCUAUACGAAGCUCCGGGACAUGUACGUCCCGACGCUCAAGGCCAACUACGCUGUGUGGCCUGCGGUGCAGGUCAUCAACUUCCGUUUGAUGCCCGUCCAGUUCCAGCUUCCCUUCGUUUCCACCGUCGGUAUUGCAUGGACUGCCUACCUCUCCCUCACCAAUGCUGCUGAGGACGUGGCCCAGCCUAUUGCUGCUUCGAACAACCCCAACAUCCGCCUGGAGUAGAUGUGUUGUUGUAAGCGCAUGGACACUGGUACAUAUUCUUGUGUCACUGUUACUGGCUACGAUCGGCAAUGAACCUAGACUUCCUCUUGUCUCUCGGGCAUCAUCAAGGCGCUGGUAUGAACCUCUGGUUCCUGUAAAUGGUCUUGUAUAUACGCAGAGUCUGCUUGGGUCACACGGCGUUGGUACACUGUCCUUCUUGGGUCUGACUGGGUUGGACGGUCUCAAUUUCAUAUGGUACAUUCUACUUGGUUUUCAAUGGAUCAAUGAUGGUACUGACCCGUCAGAA